This is a messenger RNA of Corythoichthys intestinalis (scribbled pipefish), 4173 nucleotides long. RefSeq names its product putative methyltransferase NSUN7. Lineage: Eukaryota; Metazoa; Chordata; Actinopteri; Syngnathiformes; Syngnathidae. The record is from RefSeq and is a predicted model, not a curated record. Gene Ontology annotation, molecular function: methyltransferase activity. Bases 167 to 2377 code for a protein of 736 amino acids. The transcript has 12 exons.
UUGUAAUCGGUCCACCGGCUCAAGGAGGUUAGAUUGAGUAAAAGUGAAAAGAGGUCCACACAAGUGCUUGACAUCUCGAAGUUAACCCACACAAUUGUUUGUUUGUCACCUACAUGGCUGGACCAAGGAGGUGGAAAGAAGAGUCGUCAACUCAAGUCAACAGAUAAUGGAGGAAAAGGAGGCACUUAGCUCUCUACCUCUUACACCAGCUAUCCCUGUCAAUGACAUCGCUACUCCAUCAGACCAAGCCUUCCUGCAGGCGGCGGCCAUCUUCCAACAUGUACUUGCAGAGAAACCGAUUAGGCAUCAGUAUGUGCAUUAUGAAAAGAAGACGGACAUAGCGUCACUGCCGGAGAGCGGGGACAAAACAACUGCGCAACAAGCCUUGCAGCUGGUGUUUAGCACCCUCAAAUACCAAGAUUUACUAGAAGAAAUGAUGAUGGACAGUCGCUUCCACACGUCACAGCAUAUUCCCAGCGAUCUACUGCCACUUGCAAUGGUGAUGCUGUGCAACUUCCGGGAUCGAAGCUUUAUGCCGCGCGAGGGUUCAACAAAUGGGGAGGAGCCCCAGCAAGAAGUGAGAGACCUAGAGUGCAGGCUACGCAAGUGUAAAACCAAGUUGGCCGCCUCUCUAGCCCGCUGCAGGGUCAAACAUGGCCUGCGCAGUGCUUCCGGCUUCCUGCCACAGCCUGUGAGGAGCAAACAACAGCAAGCGAGACGUAUUCCUUGUUAUGCAUGGGUCAGCACUUACAAAACCAGUGUGGAGGAAGUUUGUGAGAAGUUGCGGCUCAGCGGAAUGUCUGAGGUGGACCACAUUGAAGAAGUCUCUGAAUCAACGUUCAGCAGAGACCCCUUUUGUGAGGACACACUUGUCCUACCCCAAAAUUUGCUCACCUCUCUGCAUCUCAACCACCUCAUUGCUGAUCACAUGCUUAACGUGCAGGACAGAAGCACGUGCUUAGCAGCAAGCGCACUUCGGCCCCUCUUACCGGACAAGGCUGACGUCUUGGUGGCAGGAUCCUUCUCAGCUCUAACUGUGGCCCAUGUGGCCACCAUGGCAGUUGCAAGUUCCAGCAAUGUGCUGGUGUGUAGCGCUGACCACACUGCAUCACAGCUUAAUGACCUACAGGAGCUACUAAAACAAAUGGAUGUGAAAAAUGUGCGCCUCCUGCCUGACGCGUUUUUCAGUCUGAAUGAGUGGGAUUUCAGCAUUGAGCACUUAAAGGUCAUCAUGGUGUUUCCUCAGUGCUCAUUGUCCGCUCUCUGUGAUCCUGUGGAUACCAUCUUUAAUGAACAUGGAGACUGGAAUCUUCUACAGGACCUGUCACGUGGUUCUGUGUCCCAGAGCAAAAUAAAGAAACUUACGAUUCAGCAAGCUAAACUACUGGCCCACGCCUUAACCUUCCCACAGGUUCAGAACAUUCUUUACUGCACACGUUCAGUGUAUAGCGAGGAAAAUGAGAAGCUGGUGAAUAGUGUGUUGGAAAAAAUACGCACACCCUCCAAACUGCUGCCAUUCAGGGUGAAUGAACCCAUUUUCCCUGAAGACAGUCAGUCAGGAGACAUGACAUCCAACAAGUACUUCAGGCUGGAACCCUCUCCGCUCACAAAUGGAUGCUUUUUGGCCUGUUUGUGUCGACAGGCGGAUCCAACCAAGGUGGAAACAGUUCAGGAAGUGUUGGCGAGAGCAGCAGCCAAAGGCCUACUGGACAGACUCUUCCCUGGACAAGAGAAGGUAAAGAAGAAGAAAAGCAAAACGAAUCCAAUGGGAAAUUUGGACCAGGAUGAAGACAAAGUUGAAGGACAGGGGAAAAAGGAGGGAACAGAGGGAGGACGCAAGAAAGGGCUCAAGAAAAGACUUAAGCGUAAGAUCAAGCCGAACCACAUCAAGGUGGUCCCUAAGCAAUAUUCAGCGGGUCACAAGAAGAGAAAGAAGAAAGCAACAAAACAGACGCAUCGCAAGAGGCGGAUCAUCAAGCGCAAAACAAGAAAGUUCCCUCGUCUGACACUUGCGCUGAUAUCUUCUUCCAAACCUUACCAACAUAUCUUCCCGGCAGCAACCAAGCAGGAAUCACCCACGUCUUCUCCGAAAAAAGACCCCAACCCUGCCAGAAAAAUGGGACAACACACACAAGCCAAGAAGGCAACCAAAUCACUAACCGGUCAAGCAGAAGGUCCAGUGAGGAGCUACAUGGAGGAAAUGGCCAACAUAAGAGCUUCGACGUCGCAAGUUUUGACCUCGCCACUGACUUACAGCAUUCUGAACAGCGAGAGUGAGACAUACCUCAUGCAUGCAUCAGUCUCGACAAAUUCGGCAUCCAAGCAUGCUUACAGGUGUACUUCAUCAUCAACCAUGUCAAGUUUAAACUCCAUUUAAUUCUUAACAACUUAAAGUUUAUAAACAUAAGGAAAUUAUUAAUUGGCAAAACUACAAGUCUGAUAGCUUAGUGCUAAUCCACAGUGCAAUACAUUACAUCACGACUAGCAAAUCGUGAUGGCACUGUAGGUUUAAAUGUAUACAGACAGUAGAACAACAUUGUUGUCACAGAUUACUUGGAAAAAGUAAUUUAAUUACUGAUUACAGAUUACGCUUAAAAAGCAAUCUAGUUAUUUUGCUGAUAACUUAGUUACUUUGAUAAUAAAGUAACUUUCAAAGUAAUAUAUUGGAUACUUCUUACCAUUUUUUCUCCCUUUGCUGCCUCAACAUAGGAAUGACAACAGAAAAAUGUCAUCGCAUGACAUUGACGUUCCGAUAAGUGAAUUUAAAGGGGAAGAUCAGAAUUUUUCACAUAAGGCUUAAUCUAAGUUAGCAGAGGUUUAAUUAGUCGAUGGAGUCGAUUUCAACCACCAUUGACUUGCGCUAGUUUAGCCUUUCAGGAGCCCUGAAACUAACAAAUAACUGACAGACUGCAUGAAUUUGUUCAAAUCAACCCCACCGACUAAUUAAACCCCCGCUGACUCGAAGAUUAAGCCUAAUGUCAAAAAUUUUGAACUUCGGGUUAGUCUUAACAGCAUAUCAGUGCCAAUGUAAAACAAUGCAAAUUGACUGCACAAUAAUCAACAACACACAAAUGAAUUGUGCAAUAAACAGUGCAAUAAACACAAAGGUGGGGGCAGGCAUGAAUGCGCACGCACAACCCGGAAAUACGCCGUACACACACGCGGUCAAUUUGGCCACAAAACGUGGCAGAAACUAAACACUUUACAUUCAAUCGGACUUACAACACAUUCCAAAGAUGCUAAAUGAAUAUGUCACCUGACGGCAUAAAUGUGCAACACGAAUCUGAUUUAAACAAUGCUUAACGACUUGGAGCGAUGACUACCCGCUGUUUCAAUGGCAAAGCUACGAAAUGGCCGUGUAUGUAGCGGCUCCAACCUAUCGCUGGAACCCUCCGGAAUGAAGGAAAAAUACUCAUAUUCAUUCAUGGGCGCACACAGAUCAACAUUCCCUCGCACAUAUCCACAGAUGUCUGCACUCGGUUCGAAUGUGCACCCACGUUCGUCACGCCUUUCUCAGUCCCAUAACCCUAACUCGAGACCAAAACAGGAAACGGUUACCACAGAAAACGAAUGCGUAGUGAGAACCUUUCUAACAUUUUCUAUUCAAAAUGCUCUUCGUACAUAACUACAAUAUUCUUCAUUCUACAUACAUUAUGAGGCAAUUACAAAAUAGCAACGUACAUACACUAAGGAAACUAACUUUAAUCAGAUUACUGGUUUGGAAAAAUGAAUGCGUUAGAUUGCUCGUUACUGAAAAAAAGUAAUCAGAUUACAAUACCUCGUUACUUAGUAACGCGUUACUGACAACACUGUAUAACACCCACUGGCAUAUAGUCUUUAUCCUAUGUGAAAAAUAGAAAACAGUUUAGUCAUUGGAUAAAACUCUUCUUCCUGGUUGUAUCUUUGUAAAUACUGCCGCCAUGUGGCCAGGGUUUACACACCAGAAGGAGCACAAUCUAAACCUAUACUUACCGCAUACUGUAUAUAAAUGGAACUCUGUCUGUGUGUUUGUUCCCAAUGGACUCCGAAACAGCUCGACCGAUUUUCAUGAAAUUUGUACCAUAAGCGUUUGGGAGAGUUCAUAGAUGGGCUUGAUCUCUGCAGGCCUCCGUUUAGAAAAUUCAUUCGAAACUCCCCAAAAAUUGCAUAGAAAAUCCCUGAUUGUGGAGGCGA